AGCUAUAUAGCACACAUCAACCAUGCAUGACAUAAGAAGCUGAUUUGAAGCUCCAAAAUGAAAUAGCCAAUAAAAAGCAAAGGACUUCCUUUGGUAGCAGGGCAGUGUUUUAACAAGGGAGAGGUGGAUAAGGAAACAGGCUUUAUUAUCUUAUUCCUUAAACCUGUCUCUAUGAUUUCGUGGUUUCGUUCGUUGUAUGUGUGGGGUUUGGAACAAAACUAAGGCAAUACUUGGAAUUGUCGUAAACUAAGUUCUUCCACUGUAACAUUGUGAACCGUAAAACAUGAGCUCCUAUUUCGUGAACCCUAUCUUUUCCAAGUGCAAAGGCAGUGAAACGUUGGAACCAACUUACUACAACUCCAGGUUCCCUCAAGGAGUCACCCGGAGACACGCGCUGGUGUACGGUGCGGGAGCGGCGACGACGGGAUUUCAGCACCCGCCCCAUCACGUCCAAGACUUCUUUCACCAUAGGACGCCGGCGAUCUCCACACCAGGCUACCAGCAGAAUCCAUGCGCCUUGGCUUGCCAUGGAGAUGGCACUACAUUUUAUGGAUACGAAGCCCUUCCAAAACAAACGCUUUAUGGUACCCAACAAGAGGCAAGCGUGGCGCUAUACCCAGACUGUAAAUCGUCAAAUGGCACUAACCUCGGAGAAGGACAAGGCCACCUAAAUCAAAACCAGUCACCUAGUCUCAUGUUUCCAUGGAUGAGACCCCACGCCCCCGGAAGACGGUGUGGCCGACAGACCUACAGUCGAUACCAAACACUGGAGUUGGAGAAGGAAUUUCUAUUCAACCCUUACCUCACCCGUAAGCGUCGGAUCGAGGUGUCUCACGCUUUAGGACUGACGGAGCGGCAGGUGAAGAUUUGGUUCCAAAACCGAAGGAUGAAGUGGAAAAAGGAGAACAUCAAGGACAAAUUUCCGUGUCAAAGAGUAGAGACGGAGAACGAGGGUAAUGGUGAUGGUGAGGGAGAGGGAAAGGGAGAGGGAGGGCGUGAUGAUGAAGGCAAUGAUGAUGGUGAAGGAGAAGAAGGAGACAAAAAGGAAACGGGAGAUGAAGAGGAGGCGAAGGAGUGAUUUUUAUUGCUCUUUCUUUUUAUGGUUAUAUGGCUUAAAAGUUGAAAGAUGGUCCCGGGAGAAGGAGAUCACAUUUUAUCACCACCGUUUUAUUGAGUCAACAAGAUGAGAGAAAAAAACUGUUCUGGAUUCCAGCAAAUGGCUCUCUCUAUGAGGAUAAUAACUACUAAUAAUGUUUAGCUUAUACAGUCUCCAAACGCUGCAAAGGUUCUCAUAACAUUCAAAUUCUUUGUACUUUUUUUUCCUCGAGUAUUUUUUAUGUGGAUUUGUGUGUGUGUAUUGGGAUGAUGGGACUUUUAUUUGAUUCAUAACUGCCAGUUCCAAAGGUGGGAAAAUGGGUGGCAGUUGGCUCAGUGGUUAAAUUCGUUCGGCCAGUAAGGGAUAUUUCAUGUUGUUGUUUCUCAAAUAUCAAUCUAUACGCCUAUUAUUUUCACAAAUAUAGGCUUACUAUUGUGUAUUGUAAUGUAGCCUAUAUUUUGUAAACAUUGUGAGCGCUGUCUGUUCUUUUGAUCGCAAAUGGUCCCGGGCCUAUUCAAUCUGAUAUCAAAACAAAACAAAUCGGAAAUUCGACAUAUGUAGAAUAUUUCUUGAUUCUUUACCUAAUUCUGAAAAAUGUAAGAUUCUAGAAGGCAGUAAUAAGUUAUGUUGAUGUGAUUAUUAGCCUAUAUUGGUUUUAAUAGACCGGGAACUCUUUACUACCUAAGAUGCACUUGGAGGCGAUGUUAAAAUCUACCAAGAAAACGGUUUUGUCAUUAGCAAUGUUGAUCUAUCCAUUCUCACUGAAGGGACAAGCCAGUGCAAUGAUAGGCCUAUAACACAUUAUAUUGCAUUUGAUUGCACAAUACUUAUGGUGUUACUUGUGGCGGUAUAGUAGGACCUAUAUUGAUCUUCGAAACAAAUGUCUCUGCGCCAUACUACCUAGCCAGCUAAAGGACGGUGUAACAACAAUUGGUGUCCCAACAACUUAAACUGCCUUAAGUAAUGCACAUUUAUUUAACCAAUAUGUUAUAAUUGAACAAAGAAUUGUACUUCAGCUUUUCAAUACCAUUAGCCUACAAUAUUGUACUGAUGCAAUAGACUCGUUUUUUAUUGCACUGAAUAUGACCUCUGUAUGUCUUCGUAUUUCUUGUUGUAUGAAUCAGCUUGAUUUCUUCUGUUUCAAGUUAAAGGAGGGGAGGUUGGUUGCGAGUGCACACACACUUGAUUUCUUAUGUUUCAAGUUAAAGGAGGGGAGGUUGGUUGCGAGUGCACACACACAUGAUUGGCAUGAACAUGUUCAAAUAAAUGGAAAAACAUUUGAA
Messenger RNA from Salvelinus fontinalis (brook trout), 2379 nucleotides. RefSeq names its product homeobox protein Hox-C8a-like. Gene Ontology annotation, cellular component: nucleus. Gene Ontology annotation, biological process: regulation of transcription by RNA polymerase II. Lineage: Eukaryota; Metazoa; Chordata; Actinopteri; Salmoniformes; Salmonidae. Gene Ontology annotation, molecular function: DNA-binding transcription factor activity, RNA polymerase II-specific; RNA polymerase II transcription regulatory region sequence-specific DNA binding. The record is from RefSeq and is a predicted model, not a curated record. The transcript has 2 exons. The coding region runs from base 284 to 1078 and encodes 264 amino acids.